ACCAGGCCUUGAGUUGAUUGCGAAAUGCACUACGGAUACGUGAAGCUAUUGCUGCUGCUGCUGUGCGGCCUGUCAUAUGUGGCAUGCAACGAGCAAAGAAUUGUUUUGUGCGGCGACAAGGUGCCAGAUGUUCUGGCCUCGGUCUGCGAGGGCAACUACAACUCAAAGAUGAAACGUAACUAUGUGUUCAAUUUAAACAAAGAUGCGGCACCAGAGCUGGACUCGAGCUAUUUGCUGCGUCGAUUGCUGGGCGACAGCAUUCAGUUUCAACUGAAGACGCGACGACGCAAGCGCUAUGGCAUCAAGGAAGAGUGCUGCCUAAAGAGUUGCACCCAAACCGAACUGAGUGCCUAUUGCCAGGCUGACCAGUAAGACUGUGGAUUGAAACCCAACUACUCACGAA
Molecule: messenger RNA, 403 nt
Organism: Drosophila busckii
Lineage: Eukaryota; Metazoa; Arthropoda; Insecta; Diptera; Drosophilidae
Product: probable insulin-like peptide 3
Exons: 2
Coding region: 25-372 (115 amino acids)
Cellular component (GO): extracellular region
Molecular function (GO): hormone activity
Source: RefSeq, a predicted model, not a curated record